Aspergillus campestris IBT 28561 is the source of this 3876-nucleotide messenger RNA. RefSeq names its product RNA dependent RNA polymerase. The record is from RefSeq and is a predicted model, not a curated record. Bases 1 to 3876 code for a protein of 1291 amino acids. NCBI's taxonomy places the organism in Eukaryota, Fungi, Ascomycota, Eurotiomycetes, Eurotiales, Aspergillaceae. Gene Ontology annotation, cellular component: nuclear RNA-directed RNA polymerase complex. Gene Ontology annotation, molecular function: RNA-directed RNA polymerase activity. The transcript has a single exon. Gene Ontology annotation, biological process: siRNA processing.
AUGCCCCAGCCCCGAACUCCCCUCCGGAGCGGCCAAGAACUAUGCCAGUUAAUCGACGAGCUCAACAGUCACUUCAACCUCGACAUCCCCAAUCCGCUCUUAUACUCGCCGUCCGCGGACAGCGGCGUCGGCCGAGGCGAUGGCUCCCUUAGAUGGCGCAUCUACCGCGGCAUGCAGCGUCUCUACUUUGAUCGCAACGUCGACCUGUACAAGAUUAUCAACAGCUUCGAUGACUGGGAUCGUGUCCAGCACCGGCGCGAUGACCGCCUUGUGUAUCUGCUCAAGCUGAUUGACGAUGAGGCUUACCUCCGGGGAUCGUCGACGUCGUUUUCGUUCUCGUGUUUGGAGACCAUCGAGGAACCCCCGCCGCCCCCGCUGCUGCCCCCGCCGUCUGUCUCGCCUUCGAAAUCGUUGAAGCGGCGGAUCUCUGACGAGGAGGAUGAGUUUCAUACGGCGCCUAGUUCGCCUGUUAAGCUGCCUGCGGGGUCGCCGAUGCUGGUGGAUAGGACGCGGGAACUGGAGGAGGAUGCGAUCAUGGGCGGCCCCGUCUACGCCUCCAAGGUGUCCCGCAUGGCGGAGGAGCCGUGGCCGGUAUCGCGGUUCUCCGAUAAGCUGACGGCGUCGAUGAACGACUGCCGGUAUGAUGCGGCGCCGUCUGUUCAAAACCCGGAUCACAGUUUCUCAACAACAAUGACAACCGACCCCCCGUCGUUUUUCUCCAACCCGCGCGACCAGCUGAAUACCUCGUUUAAUUCGACCGUCACGGACAUCACGGUGCCCUGCUUCGAGACCGAAACCCAGUAUGAGGACUCCGUGGCGGACCACAUGCUCAGCCAAGAGCACAUGAUGUCCUUCGGGUCGUCGACCGUCGAGGUCCCGGAGCCGCGCUACUCGCGCGAAGGGGAGAUCAUGGGGGAGUUACUCGCGAACGGGCCGUUCUCAUGGGACCAGCCCUUCCCGGGAACAGUCCCGCUGCGGUACCGGUACGAGGUGGAGAGGAUUGGGCGUGCGUGGGACGUCCCGCUAAACCAGAUGCUAGUCGGCAGCAGCAUCUCGUUCAAAACGCGCGACCAGUUCUGGGACUGGAUCAAGAACCACAACCAGCGAGGCGGGAAGCCUCUCCCCGAGAAACCGCACGCCAAAGCCUGGGACGCCGCGACGGGGUCCUUCCAGACAGCCAAGCACUCCGAGGUGGUUGUCCUGUCGGGGGAAAUGACCUGGUGUGACAAGUCCGAACCGGGGAUCCUCAAGCUGAACCUGCGGCCGCUGAAGACAGAGCGCACCUGUCGCUUCCACCGCCGCUUCGGCUCCGACCGGUUUCUCAGCGUCGUCCUCCCCGCGCCGUCACGGCCCCCGGCCUACCUGAAGAUGCCAUCGCAGCCGGCGCUGCUGCGCGAGACGCUGGCGCUGUGGCUGACGCAGAACGUGCACCGGUGCGCGGGACGCACGUGGCAGCCGUUCUUUGUGGAGGAGGUCAAAUCCAAGAAUAAGCGCGCGUCGAGCGAGCCGCGGUUCAGGGUCGACUUUUUCGCUAUCGACGGGGUGGAUUUCAACGCCAGCUUCUCGUUAUCGAGUGCCCUGCCUCCAGUCCGGCAGGAGAGCGAGCACCGCACGCCGAUGAGCUUGGACGCCCUCCUCGAGUGGCACAUGCCCCGCGAGGCGAACAAGAACCAGACCAACUGCAAGCUGUUCCAGCGGCUGCAUCUCGGGCUCUCCAAGACGUUCGCGACUGUCACCCUCACCCCGCAGCAGGUCUUCUACCUGCGAGACCUCCCCAACCGCACCGUCAUGAACGACGGCUGCGCGCUCAUGUCUCGCGCCCUCGCGCAGCGGGUCUGCGACUCGCUAGGCAUCACAGGCAGCACUCCCAGCAGCUUCCAGGGGCGGAUAGCAGGCGCCAAGGGGCUCUGGAUGGUCGACAAGCAUGCAUCGCAUGUCGCCGCAGGACCCGACGACAUCUGGAUCCAGAUCUCCGACUCGCAACUAAAGAUCGGACCGCACCCGCGCGAGUGGCACGGCCCCAUUGACGACGAGAAGCUGACCUUCGAAGUCGUCAAAUGGUCCAAGCCCCUCCACCCAGUCGCGCUAAACACGCAACUCCUCGCCGUCCUCGAGCACGGCGGGCCCGUCAGGAAAUACAUCGGCGAGAUCACCCGCGCAGGCAUCCAAUCCCUCUACCGCGACUUCGAAGACGUCUUCCAAACCGACUGCCCGCUCCGCUGCCGGGCACUCGUCCAGAAACUCCGCCCCGCCGCCGCAGACGCCUCCGACACCCGCCGUCUCGACCAGUGGGCCUCCAACAACACCGAGUGCAUCAUCCGCCUGACCGAAGCAGGGUUUCGCCCGCGCAGCUUCUACCCGCUGCGCACGCGUCUCCGCAAAUGCCUCUGCGAGGUGCUAGACCGCUACGUCGACGACCUGCACAUCCAGGUCCCGCUGUCCACAUACGCCUUCUGCAUCGCAGACCCGUACGGCGUGCUCAACGAAGACGAAGUCCACUUCGGCCUGUCAACGCAGUGGACCGACCCCGCCGGCCAAUUCGAAGAUAACCUCCUCGACGGCAUCGACGUCCUCGUCGGCCGCCUCCCCGCGCACCUCCCAUCCGACAUCCAGCGCCGCCGCGCAGUCUGGCACCCGCAGCUCCGACACUUCAAAGACGUCAUCGUGUUCCCGACAACAGGCACAACCUCCCUCGCGCACAUGCUCUCCGGCGGGGACUACGACGGCGAUACCCCCUGGAUCUGCUGGGACCAGAACAUCGUGCAGCACUUCGCGAACUCCCCUCUCCCAAAAAAAUACCCCGCAAAACACUACGGCCUCACAUCCCACUACGUCCCCAUGACGAAAAUCUCCACAAGCGACGAGUUCCUGCAGAGCGCAUUCACAUUCAACCUGACCAUGUCCCAGCUCGGCCGCUGCACAGUCGAGCACGAGAUCAUCGCCUACGAUAAAUCCAUCAACUCCCCCACAGCUAUCAAACUCGCCUGUCUACUAGGCCACCUCGUCGACGGCCGCAAGGCCGGCGUGCAGCUCUCUGAAAACGCGUGGCAAUCUUACCGCAAGACUAUCAAUCCCAACGGCCGCCGCGUCGUCCCGGCUUACAAGAACCCGUCCAGGGAGUACAAAGUAACCAACAUCAUAGACUACCUCAAGUUUGUCGUAGCCAGCAACGAACGCUCCCAUCUUCUUACGCAGCUUGAGAAGACUCUUAAUGAUAGCGGGAGUCGCUCAGACCGCGACGAGGAUCUCACGCGGCCGUGGCGCGACGCUAAGGCAGCUUCUAAGGAUAGCAAGGACGCACAAUUGCAAGCUGAAUUGGACCGCGCCGAGCGCGAGACAGACGCGCUGUUUAGACAAUGGGGCCACUCGCUGGGCAGCAAAGACGAGGGAUCGUCCUCGGAACUCGCAUGGCAAGCUGCCGAGAAAGCGCGGGACAUCACCCCUCCGGUUGAUCACAACAGCACAAGCAAGCAGCAACACCCACACCCCCUAAUCCACAUCUGGCACCACCGACCCGAAAUCUGGCUCGAGUUCCUCGCCUCGCUAACCUACACGAAACACCCGUUCUCGGCAUUCGUGAUCCACGCGUUCGGAGAAGAGCUGUGUCGGGUUAAGACUGCUGCUGCGGCUGUGGGGGCUGGGGGGAGCAGGGCGGUCGUGCAUGAUGUGCUGGGGUGUUAUCGGGUGAGUCAGAGGGCUGUUGCUAGGGCUGUUGCGCUUGAUGUGGUUGAUUUGGUGGAUGGGGAGGUGGCUGGGGGGGAGGGAGAGGAGGAGUUUGAUGGGGUGGAGGCUAUUCAGGAUUGGGUUUCGGGUGGGGGUGGGGGUGGGAGUAGAGAUUAUGAUUGGGAUCCUGAUGAUGGGGGGUCUGUUGAGUGA